Paramuricea clavata is the source of this 15004-nucleotide messenger RNA. The record is from the annotation of a GenBank genome assembly. Lineage: Eukaryota; Metazoa; Cnidaria; Anthozoa; Malacalcyonacea; Plexauridae.
GAAGGGAAGAUGGGGGGGGGGCGGGGGAAUGGGAGAGGGAAACGGUGAGUGAUGUGAGGGGGAAAUGUUGAGGGAAGGUAGAGGAAAUGUUGGGGAGGUGGAGGGGGAUGUUAAGGAAAGGUGGGUGGUAGAGGGAGGUGGAGGAAUGGAAAGAAAGGAAGGGAGGAGAGGAAGUGAAUGGGAGGAUAACACCAAAGAAAUGAGAGCAAACUGGAAAGGCAGAACGUAGAGUAAAAGGUAAUGACAAAUGUUUUCGUUUUUAAAUAGGCUCUGGAUUCUUUGGAUAAAUCAGACAUCUCUGAACUUCGUGUGUUUACCAAACCUCCUGAGAUGGUUAUGACUGUCAUGGAGUCUAUUUGUAUCCUACUUGGAGCAAAGUAUGCAAGCAUUUGUUUUACAUAAGUCUUGUAUCUUAGUUGGAAUUUACGCUAUUAAUACUUUACGAUUUUGUUACUUAGACCUGACUGGGCGACAUCGAAGACAGUGCUUGGUGAUUCCAAUUUCUUAAAACGUUUGAUUGACUUUGAUAAGGUUUGAACAUUCAACAGUAUUUUUUAGUCUAAGUAUGUUUAUCAUAGAAAGUUGUAUUAUGUUUUAUGAAUUAAUUGUAAAAUUCCCAUUUAAUUUACCUCAGGAUAACAUAUCUGAUGCGACCUUGAAGAAACUUAAAAAAUACAUGGACAACCCGAAAUUUGUUCCAGAAAUUGUCGAAAAGACAUCUAAGGUUGGGACUUGCUUCAUGUUGUCAUAUAUUUUACAUUGAAAUGCUUCGUAUUAUGGUGAUAAGUUAAUAUUUUAUGUGCUCAUUACAGGCUUGUAAAUCAAUGGUCAUGUGGGUUCGUGCCUGUGAUCUCUAUGCCAAAGUAUUCAAGACAGUUGAACCGAAAAGACAAAGGUAAGAAAUGAUUGCUAAAGAAUAAGCAUGAUUAUAUGGGAGUUUAAAAAAUGGAGAUUUGUUAAUGUAAUUUCUCAGAUAAAAUCAUUGUCAGCUAGCUGUCACUAAAGGCUAGUUUCCACUCAGGAAAAUUAUCCGUAGAUUGGAACGGACAAGAAAAUUUUUCUUUGUCUUGUGAGCUCUGGGUUGGACCUAAUGACUUUAACACAAAGAAAAAUUUUCUUGUCCGUUCCAAUCCAAGAAUAAUUUUCCUGAGUGGAAACUAGCCUUAAGACUAGCUGUCACUAUCAGGGCCUCAUUGAUUCGGGGCCUCUAUUGAUACCAGUCUUGUUACACUGAAGGGGUUACCCUGUUGAAAUAGAAUUGUAUCUAUCAUCACCUAUCUAUACGACUAUACCCUCAGUUAUCCCUAUCUAAACCCCGAUAUAUUUUUCUACUUUGUGAUAGACUUGCCGCUGCUGAAGCUGAACUGGAUACAACCAUGGCAACGUUACGUGAAAAACAGGGCAAGUUAGCUGACGUGGAAGCACAGGUUUGUUAAAAUAAAACUAUAGAAAUCUAUAGAAAUCGUCAAUCGUCAACAAUAAAACUAUAGAAAUCGUCUUUCUAAUGAACGAGUCACGAACAAUGAUAAUUUUUGUCUCUGAUUUGUUUCUGAAAGCCAAUCACAAAACAUGAUCAUUUUAGGUAGGUCUUUACCCCAGUAAUCAUAGCUAAUUUAAACUUUUACACAGACUGUCCUAAAUAACUCUUACAUUUUUUUAAACAGAAAGUCCUUUCAAAUAUUUUAUUGGAGAGGGAUAAGAGUUGCUUCAUGUUUUGUAUUUAGAUUGCAGAACUACAAGCUCAGUAUGAUCACAGCGUGGCGGAGAAGGAGGAAUUGACGCGAAAUAUUGCCCAGACCGCUGCCCGGCUGAAACGUGCCUCCAAGCUAACCACAGCUUUGAGUGACGAACAAGUGAGAUGGACAGGGAAUGUAGCGGUAAGGAAUUGAGUGAUGAUUUCUUGGAUAAUAUUUUGUAAAUAGCGUAGGUAGGACGGUGGUUGACACGGAUGGACAGAGAAUAUAGCGGUAAGGAAUUAGUGAUGAUUUCUUGGAUAAUAUUUUAUAAAUAGCGUAGGUGAGGACAGUGGUUGACAUGGAUGGACAGAGAAUAUAGCGGUAAGGAAUUAGUGAUGAUUUCUUGGACAAUAUUUUAUAAAUAGCGUAGGUAGGACGGUGGUUGACACGGAUGGACAGAGAAUAUAGCGGUAAGGAAUUAGUGAUGAUUUAUUGGAUAAUAUUUUAUAAAUAGCGUAGGUGAGGACAGUGGUUGACAUGGAUGGACAGAGAAUAUAGCGGUAAGGAAUUAGUGAUGAUUUCUUGGACAAUAUUUUAUAAAUAGCGUAGGCAGGACGGUGGUUGACACGGAUGGACAGAGAAUAUAGCGGUAAGGAAUUAGUGAUGAUUUCUUGGACAAUAUUUUAUAAAUAGCGUAGGUAGGACGGUGGUUGACACGGAUGGACAGAGAAUAUAGCGGUAAGGAAUUAGUGAUGAUUUCUUGGAUAAUAUUUUAUAAAUAGCGUAGGUAGGACAGUGGUUGACAUGGAUGGACAGAAAAUAUAGCGGUAAGGAAUUAGUGAUGAUUUCUUGGACAAUAUUUUGUAAAUAGCGUAGGCAGGACAGUGGUUGGCACGGAUGGCGGCUGACUCUGAAAGGAAUUAGAAAGAAAAGGUAGAUAUGUGCGUGACAAUCUUAUGUUUGGUUGUUUGGUGGUUUAACGCUGGUUUACACUAUCAAAGUUUCUGUGAUCACAGUAGGAAUUUUGCAUAUAGCUAAAUUCUAAGUUUUGAAGGAUUUGUAAAUGUUUGAGAAACUGACUCAGUGUUAAGCAUCGACUCUUACCAGUUUUCUUACAAAUCCUUCAAAACUUAGAAUUUACCGAUGGAAAAUUCCUACUGUGAUCACAGAAACUUUGAUAGUGUAAACCAGCUACAUCAUCAUUCGCUCACUCUAAUAAGUGCAAUACACACAAGUAAGUUGACCACAAUAUGUAGCAUACACUAUAUAUAUAUAAACAGUUUACUGAUGCCCACCAAAAGAUGGAAGAGAAUAUUUAUAUAUUUUUAAUAUUUUAUAGGCGUUUGAAGUGGAAAUCGGCAAUGUUGUUGGUAAUGUGUUUAUAGCAGCGGCUUGUGUGGCAUACACUGGAGCGUUUACAAGUCUUUACAGAGAGGAGGUAUGGCGGUAUUGAUGCAUAUAGAAACAUGCAAGGGCGGAUUUUCAUUUAUUUAAAAGGAGUGGUAGAAAAAUUUCUGGUGGGGGUGCAAGCGGCACCACUCGGUGAGCUUCGACAGGGGUUAGGUGUUUGGGUUAAAGCUAGCCUUUCACACAAAAUAGGAGGGGUGAAGCGAAAUUUUGCUGGGGUUGAACACUUUUUUAGAGGGGUUAGAGAGAUUCUAGGGGGUGGGGGGGUUAGGUUACAUGAAGUAUAGACGUAAACCUCUAAUACUGUCUAAGAGUCACAGAACCAAACUUCACAGGACCCCCCCCCCCCCAUCAGUAAAUCCGCCCAUGGAAAAAUGUAUAUUACCUUUUAUAUCAGACGUCAGUUCAGUGCACAUUUAAACAAAAGAAACUCAGUAAAAUCUCAUUAUUUCACCUGCAUUUGCUUUGUGUUAGUCUCCAGUACAUAUUUUAAACGUUUUACAGUUGAGGGCCAAAACCAAGAUUAGGAGUAAGAUUUAGGUCACUCAGGGUAAGGUUAGGGCCCAGCUAACUGGUGGGGCCUCCGGGGAUAAAUGCCCCCCCCCCCCAGUAUCUAUGUUAAAAUAUGCCUUGAAAGUCUCGUGGGAUUGCUUGAAACCCGCCUGUAGUAAUGUAUAUGGCUCUUUUCGUGCGGGGUAAACGUGCGUGAAUUGAUUAGGUGUAUUGAAAUUCAUGUUACAGAAAUUAAUCGUUAUCUAAUAAAACUUUUAGUUGAUAUCUCAAUGGAUUGGCAAGUGUACAGAACUUCAAAUCCCAGUGUCUGAGAACUUCACGUUGGUGAACGUCUUAGCAGAUCCAUUUGAAAUACGUCAGUGGAAUGCUGAUGGUUUGCCUCGAGAUAAUGUAAGUACAGUGGAGAAUGGGUGUGGCCUAAAGUGGUUCCAAGUGCUUGAUAUGUUUUAUGUUUCUCCAGGUCUCCAUCGAUAACGCUAUUUUGGUAAAGAAUGCAAGACGUUGGCCAUUGAUGAUUGAUCCACAAGAUCAGGUAUGUUUUAAGAGUUUGUUUAUAUUUCGUUAUUUUCCUUUGUCUUUUAAUAAUGACUUUAUUUAAACUGGAGAAAAAAAGACCGAUCAGCAUAUUUACAAGAAAUAGCUGGUAUUAACUGGUGAUGCACCAUAACGUAUACAGUACCAUACCAUACCAUACCACACCGUACCAUACCAUACCAUACCAUACCAUGCCAUAAAAUACCAUGCCAUCCAAUACCAUAACAUACAGUACCAUACCAUAACCGUACCAUGCCAUGCCAUACAGAACCAUGCCAUACCAUACCAUACCAUACCAUACCAUACCAUACCUGCAUAGUAUACCAUAAUCAUGUACCAUUUUAUUAUUGACCAUAUCAUCUAUACCACCAUACUAUUCAAACCAUAUCGUGAAAUCUAUCCUUUCAUAUCUAACAUUUUCAACUGAAAAUUGAACAUGCAAACAAUAUGAAUUAUUGCCAGGCUAAUCGUUGGAUUCGUAAUAAAGAAGCGAAGAACGGACUGAAAGUGAUCAAACUGACAGAUGGAAAUUAUCUUCGCACUUUAGAGAAUUGUAUUCGAAUUGGCAUACCUGUUUUACUGGAGGAGGUAAACGACAAUGAAGAACACACUUUGAUUAGACUAUAUUGACAUACUGAUUUGUUAAUCUUUCCUUAAUAAGGUUGAAGAAACAUUAGACCCAGCACUGGAACCUGUUCUGCUCAAACAAACAUUUGUUCAAGUAUGGAUCAACUAUUUUAGCCUAUGGUAUUCUAUCCUGUUCUAUUUUGUUCGUCUUUAUUGUCAGAUAUUAAAAAGUUCUGCUUACUAUCGUAGGGUGGACGUUUACUUAUAAGACUUGGUGACAGCGACAUUGACUAUGACAAAAAAUUCAGGUAAUCUAAAUAUUGUAGCAUUAUAUGUCUUCCUAAACUUUCCUUGUAGUUGUUGUAUUCAUCUAAUGGCAUGCAUUCAAUUCGUUGCAGGUUUUACAUGACAAGUAAAAUGGCGAACCCUCACUAUUUGCCGGAAGUGUGUAUUAAAGUGACCAUUAUUAACUUCACCGUAACUAUAUCUGGCUUAGAAGAUCAACUCUUGGGGUAAGACAAAUGGAUUCUCUAGUUCAGUUGGUUAGAGCGCUGCACCGGAAUCCCAGGGCCACAGGUUCGAUUCCAGAAGGCCUAUAUAGUUGCAUUUUUCGCAGCUGUUCCUGGUUAGGUCUAAAUAAACUUAAACUCUUCAACAUUGAUUCAAAUAUAGUCGCAACAUACGCCCGUACUCUAAAAGCUCACUCCCACUCACACUCAAUGAGUGGAGGUUCAAUCUGAUCUUCUCUUUAGUGUCAAUGCUGUUUUUGAAUAGGUGGAGGGUGAGUAGCCACCGAGUAAGGUAUGACACUAGCCCUCCAGCUAUUCAAAAACAGCAUUAAAACUAAAGAGAAGCUCAGAUUGAACCUCCACUCGUUGAAUGUGAGUGUGAGCGAGCUUUUAGAAUACGGGCGAUAGAGAAAUAAAUAUGCUCUCUUUAUUCAGUUUAUUGGGGGUGACCGUUAAUGUUUAUUUUAGAAAGAAAGCUCAGAUAACAAUUAGUUGUUUAGUUUAAGAUGUUUCUGAAUUGUCCACUGAGCAACUAGUUAAACUGGCAUUUGGCUUUCACAGAGACGUGGUUCGUCUGGAGCGACCUGACUUGGAGGAACAAAGAAACCAACUGAUUGUUCGCAUUAAUUCAGACAAAAAUCAGUUGAAUGCAAUCGAAGAUCGUAUAUUGAAGUUACUGUUUCACUCUGAAGGCAAUAUCCUGGAUGACGAGGUCUUGAUUAAUACUCUCAAUGAAUCCAAGGUGAGGAGUGAAUCUUUGUAGCUACAAUCCUGGACAAAAAGCACGGCUGACAAUUACAUAUUAUGAAUGCUUUCAUCUCAAUGUUCCUGUCUCAAAUGUCAACAUGGCUCGAGUGUUCACCAACAUUGUACCAGGAGAGGGGGGAUGGAUUUUCUGAGGAUAUUUUAGAGAUUGUGCAACACUCUUUGUAUUUAAUGUGUUUGUCCGAGUGAUUUUGUCCAUGAUUGUAGGCCAGAAACUCUUUCAAUAACAAUAUUAUCGCUGAAUGUUUUUAGGUAACAUCAGGUGUAAUAUCCACGCGUCUUCUGGAAGCGGAGAAGACAGAGCUAAGUAUUUCAACUGCUCGAGAGAAGUACCGUCCCGUGGCAACCAGAGGAUCUGUUAUGUAUUUUGUGGUCGCUAGUUUAGCUGAGGUCGAUCCAAUGUAUCAAUAUUCACUUAAAUAUUUCGCCCAGGUUGGUUGAACCGAAUGAAUGUGUUUAUUUUUGUAAUGCAUACAGCUGAACGGCCAUGUUGUUAUUUGUCUUGAUGAAAUAUAACAGUCAUAUAAAUAAUCAUGGGGAAAAUGAACUUAAAGUUUAUACAAAUCAACAGGGUUUUGUAUCAGAUAUACAAACUGAAACUCCUUCACAGUAAUAAUUUCCCUUGUGUUUUGCUCACGCAUUAUCAAUUAGAAUUACUGCAUUAUCAAUUAGAAUUACUGCAUUAUCAAUUAGAAUUACUGCAUUAUCAAUUAGAAUUACUGCAUUAUCAAUUAGAAUCUGGUUAACUAAACGAGAUCCCAUGUUUUUUCCAGCUUUUCAACACAUGUAUCGAGAAAAGUGAGAAAGCAGACAACCUAGAUCAACGUUUGGAAAUCCUGCUCAAUAAUUGCACCAAUACAGUGUUUGAGAAUGUUUCCAGGUAAUUGGUGGGCUCAGUAAGAAAAAAAUUGAAGUACAUCUAUAUUUAUAUUCUUCUAAAUACAAGACUACUACAUAUAAUAAAAAUAAUUCACAUUAUUUAGAUUGACCACCAUUUGCUGCUCGAUAGUGUUUAGUGAGAGCCAAUAAAACAGAGUACAGUGUUUGAAUGCAUUCUUUUAUAUUACAGAGGUUUAUUUGAGCGACACAAGAUCGUCUUCUCCUUCAUGCUGUGUGCUGAAAUAUUACGAGAGCGAGAGGAAAUCUCGACCGAGGAAUGGAAUUACUUUUUACGUGGUUCAGCGUCAUUGGAAAGGGUAAGUAGUAGUUACUCCUUGGUUUUUAUCGCGAUAUGUUUUGUUGGAAACACCACGUUAGCUUUUGUUGUUGGCCGUGCAGGUUUUCCGCUACAAGGACAACAAUGUUUCCUUCUUUCUCAUUCAGGAGCGGCCGGCGAAGCCUGAUAUUCCUUGGUUGACAGACAAUAUAUGGAAUACGUGUUGCGAUCUGGAAGUAAGUUUGUUGACUCUCGUGCUGAAUAACUGCAUGGCUUGUCUAUUUGACCAGUCCUUAGAGGUCCAGCAGCAGCAGAAGAAGAAGUUUAUUUUUUACAAAUAUAAAUAUAUAUAUGUAUUUUUUUUAUUUCUUCUUUCCAGUAAGGGGAUAGCUUUAUCAGUUCUAAACUGUUCUCCCUGUGGAGGUCCAGUGAUGGUCAUCUCUUAUUGAUCCAAUGUUACUACAGGGGGAAACCUGAACUAAACUAACUUAUUUACACUGGAUAGUUCUAUCAGUUCUAAACUGUUCUCCCUGGAGGUCCAAUAAGGUUACUAAUUCAAUUUGGCGUUCCUUUCAGGAUGAUUUGUCAUUUAAAAAUUUGAAGACAGUCAUUACCAAGAGACCUCUUGUUGGAAAGAUUGGCUCACUUGAGGUAAAACGCAAAUACCCCUUCCUGUAUCUUUCAAGUUAGUGGAAGUCGCCCUCUUGUGUUUCACUUGAAUGAUUUGUACUUUUCCACAGGUGAACAUCAACCCACCAGAAUGGGAAGGCUACACAGAAAGUACGGGUAACGAAGAUGAUUUGGAAUUAACAGAUUUUGAAAAUCUUAUCUUGAUCAAGAGUUUCCGCGAAGAAAAGGUUUGUGAAUCAAGAUAUGCUAAAAUCUUGAUCAGUGGAUUGUCUUGUUCUACGAACUAGCUGCACUGUCUGUUUUCUUAAGCCCCGUUUACACUUGCAAUGGACCUUUCCCCUUAUAACUAAAAUUUCGAUCUAGACAAAAAUUUCAUCACAGCUUGAAAGAGCAUCACAAAAUUAGUAAUAUUCCAAAGUUUUGUUGCAAAAUCUUGUAAAAUGCGGAUAAUAUAGCCUUGCGAAGUUUGCCGUUUUUCAGUCAUUUUAGAUUACAAACGGGAAAUUGACAUCCGAUUUGGGCGUUGGGGCUGCAAUUUCCCGUUUGUAAUGCAAAAUGACUGAAAAACGGCAAACUUCGCAAGGCUCUAUUUUCCGCAUUUUACAACAUUUCGCAACGAAACUUUGGAAUAUUACUAAUUUUGUGAUGCUCUUUCAAGCUGUGAUGAAAUUUUUGUCUAGACUUGCCUAGAUCAAAAUUUUGGUUAUAAGGGGAAAGGUCCAUUUCUCCUGCGAUUUUAUGUGUGAUCUUCUGAUGGAUGUGAACGAGUAGAUGAGUUAUGAAUGUUCUGAGUACAUGUACCUUCAUCUCAACAUUUAUAACCCAUCCGCUCGUUCACAUCCAUCAGAAGAAGAAAGUCGCACCUUAAAUCGCAGCAACAAUGGACCAUUUGCAUUAUAGACUAAAUUUUGAUCUAGACAACAAUUUCAUCACAGCUUGAAAGAGCAUCACAAAAUUAGUAAUAUUCCAAAGUUUCGUUGCGAAAUGUUGUAAAAUGCGGAUAAUAUAGCCUUGCGAAGUUUGCAGUUUUUCAGUCAUUUUAGAUUACAAACGGGAAAUUGAUGCCCCAACACCCGAUUGGGCUGUCAAUUUCCCGUGCGUAAUACAAAAUGACUGAAAAACGGCAAACUUCGCAAGGCUGUAUUAUCCGCAUUUUACAACAUUUCGCAACGAAACUUUGGAAUAUUACUAAUUUUGUGAUGCUCUUUCAAGCUGUGAUGAAAUUUUUGUCUAGAUCAAAAUUUAGUCUAUAAUGCAAAUGGUCCAUUGCAAGAGUAAACGGGCCUUUAUACUAAUUCAACUUCAAAAAAAAGUCUCGUGCGCCGUAUUGGUGGGUUUCAGUAUCAUUACAUGGAAGUCAAGAUCUGAAUCGGUCUAAUCUCACUGCACUUCUCUUUUAAAGGUGGUCUUUGCAGUUGGUCAAUUUGUUUCAACGAAUCUUGGUCGAAUAUUUAUCGAGAGUCCAAACACUGACCUCUCAUUGCUGUACAAGAAUAUGGCGCCAACCAUUCCUCUGGUGUUUAUCUUGUCCACUGGCUCUGACCCUAUGAACGCUUUCUUAAGAUUUGCUAAGGAAAUGAGCUACACAGAGAGGUAGUGUCUUUUUCUCAAGAUAAUUUAUAUUUGCAGCCAUGCUUUUUCGUAGUAGGGCGAUGGUACCUGUAGUGCAUGAUUAUACAACAUACCAGCCAUUGUUAUUUCGGUAUUUUCACGUUGAAUUUUUUCUUAACUUCUCAAGAGUGCAAGCGAUUUCACUCGGCCAAGGCCAGGGUCCUGUUGCAGAGAAAAUGAUCAAAGGAGCAUUGAAGUCAGGGGACUGGGUCUUCUUACAGGUAAUGUUUCUUGAAUAAACAGAACUAGACAUCUAACCUUAUAUAUAUAUUGGAUAGCUCUACCAUGCAGUUCUAAACUCAACUUCCUAAAUAUUUCUGUCUCCAGAACUGUCAUUUGGCGGCAUCGUGGAUGUUGAGAAUGGAAUCAAUUGUGAAAGCGAUAUCAUCAGGAGAAGUAGAAGUUCAUGAAGACUUUCGUCUUUUCCUCAGCUCAAUGCCGACCAAGGUAUUUCCAGUCACUGUACUGCAGAACAGCGUCAAAGUCACGAAUGAACCUCCCAAGGGACUCCGCGCAAACAUCAAGAGAGCUUUUGGUGAACUGAGUACGGAGCCAUUUGAAAACCACGGUAAUAUGUUUACUCAUUGUACAACCAAUAUCGUGUGGGGUAGAAUUAGAGUGGGGGUAGAAUUAGGGUGGGAGCGGUAGAAUUAAGGUAGGGGUAGAAUUGGAGUGGGGGUAGAAUUGGAGUGGGGGUAGAAUUAGGAUUAGGAUGGGGCUAGAGUUAAAAUGAUGGUAAUUUGCGAAUAUUUUGAUAUUUUUCUUUUCAAAGAACUUGGUGUUUCGUGGAGAAAACUGGUAUUUGGCGUGUGUUUCUUCCACGCUAUUAUUCAAGAAAGAAAGAAGUUUGGUCCUUUGGGCUGGAAUAUCAAGGUAAAUAUUCUUCUGUGAAAAUAUAUUGAGUGUAUGGUUCCAUUGUAAACAGGAAUGAAUAGUAAUGAAGCGAGGUUUGAGUGCAUGGUUCCAUUGUAAGCAGGGAUGAAUAGUAAUCAAGGAGGUUUCUUCUGCCGUUUUGGUAAAGUUUUACACGAGUCACAAUAUGAGGUUUUGUCUUCAAGAAUCAGUUUUAUUCUUUAGUACGAGUUCAAUGAUUCAGAUCGGGAAUGUGGUUUGGAUACGUUGAAGAUGUUUAUUAAAGAAGCCAAGAUUCCCUGGGAUGCACUGGUCUUCAUUACUGGAGAGGUACAGUGAUUGAGUAAUUAAUUGAUUUGACUGCUUCAUUUAUUGAUUGGUUGAAUGAUUGAUUGAACGAUUUAUUGAAUAAUAUAAUUUAUGAUUGAUUAAACAACUAUUUGAUGGGUGAUUUAAUUGAUGAGUGAUCGAUGAUAUUAAUAUUUGAUGAUUAAUUUAUUCCAGAUCACUUACGGUGGACGUGUGACGGACGAGUGGGAUCAAAGAUGUCUUCGAACUGUAUUAAGGCGAUUUUUUGCUCCUGAAAUCCUUAAAGAAGGCUACAAAUUUUCUCCUUCAGGUACUGGAUUAUCCUCUAGCAGCUCACACACACACACACACACACACACACACACACACACACACUGUAAUCCUAACAUCCAGUUCCAAUAUGAUCAGCGUGACAUUUCUGCUGUUUUAUUUAUGCCGCAGGUAUUUACUACCCUCCAGAGUUUGAGGGUUUAUCAGAUUAUCGACAGUUCAUUGAUAAUCUUCCGAUGAAUGAUGAACCUGAAAUAUUUGGUAUGAAUGAAAAUGCAAAUAUCGCUUUCCAGGUAUGCUUUAUUCUAGUUUACGCUAUGUUUAAACUACGAGUUGUUUAGCAGGGCUUCCGUAGGAUUCAUGUGUAGAUAGUAUUCUACAAGAAUCUGCUGUGAUUUGUGUUUGAACUCGCUGAAAAAGAUAUCUCAAACGUGAGGCCCAGUGUAGGUAGCAGCCUUAGUACUGUACAAUAAGCAAUGAUUCUGUUCUUGAGUGUCUCGAUUAUUUUUGUAGAGUCAAGAAACUCAGUCUCUGAUCUAUACUGUACUGGAUGUUCAGCCACGUAUGGUGAGCAGUGGUGGCGGGAAGACUAGUGACGAGAUUGUCUAUGAACUUGCUGAGAAUAUUUUAGGAAAAAUCCCUGAUAAUCUUGAUAUGGACCAAGCCAAUAAGGCUCUGUUUGAGGUAAAACUUUAUGCAGAAAACCUACAGUGUUUGCUGAAGUCAAACUGUGGAAGCACGCUUUUCAGUUCAAUAUCCAUUGUUUUUUUUAGCUUGAUUCAAAUGGCCGUGUCAACUCCUUGACAACCGUGCUUAUUCAGGAAGUUGAUCGCUUUAAUAAACUUUUGAAAAUCAUCAAGGUAAUGGCUUCGUUAUCAGCGUGAGAGUUUUUUAUGAGAGUUUGAAAGAUGAACUCAACUGUUUUUCUGAUCAAUACUACAUAAUGGCGAUUGUUUAUGUAUUCCAGGAGUCGUUACAGCAACUUCAGAAAGCGAUCAAAGGAUUUGUAGUUAUGUCCUUAGAACUUGAUAAAGUCUACACAUGUUUCCUAAACAACCAGGUAAUUCAAGGCAUCUGUCUUAUAUUUUCAUUGAAAUGAGACAUAAUUAAAUACUAUAGUAAUUACGUUCAUUCUCAAGAUUUUCGGAAAUGGGAAAUAUUAAAUUUCAUGGGUAAAGACCUAAAAUGAUCAUGUUUUUGUGACUGGCUUUCAGAAACAAAUCAGAAACAAAAAUGAUCAUUGUUCGUGACUCGUUCUUUAGAAAGACGAUUUCUAUAGUUUUAUUGUCUUUCAUUGUUAUAAUCAACCAACCACGAGCUUGGAUAGUAUAGGUAGAUGAUGACCUAAUUUCAUUCAUUCUCCAACCCACUCCAGGUUCCUGAAAUGUGGUCGAACGCUGCGUAUCCAUCACUUAAGCCUCUCGGUUCUUGGGUCAAAGAUCUUGUUAUGCGAACGACUUUCAUCUUUGUGAGUAUGAACAUGUUUUUAUUAUAAUCGUGCUUUUCAAAUAGUGUCAUAUUCUCAUGACAAUCUUUAAUUUUCUAUUCAGCAAUGGAUGGUUCAUGGGUUACCACGAUCUUUGUGGAUAUCUGGAUUCUUCUUCCCACAAGGUACAGUUUAGGCUUUCCUAUGUUCGGCAUAAGCAUUCAACUUAGAUGUUUAUGCCGUUGAAUAUGUUCGGCAUAAGCGUUCAACUUAGAUGUUUAUGCCGUUGAAUAUGUUCGGCAUUAGCAUUCAAUUUAGAUGUUUAUGCCGUUGAAUAUGUUUGGUAUAAGCAUUCAAUGGUUAUGCCGAAGACAUUCAACGGCAUAACCAUCUAAGUUGAAUGGUUAUGCCGAAGACAGUCAACGGCAUAACCAUCCAAGUUGAAUGCUUAUGCCGAAGACAUUCAACGGCAUAACCAUCCAAGUUGAAUGGUUAUGCCGAAGACAGUCAACGGCAUAACCAUCUAAUGGUUAUGCCGAAGACAUUCAACUGCAUAACCAUCCAAGUUGAAUGGUUGUGCCGAGUCAACGGCAUAACCAUCCAAGUUGAAUGCUUAUGCCGAAGACAGUCAACGGCAUAACCAUCCCGGCAAUGGUUAUGCCGAAGACAUCCAGUGGCGUAACCAUCCAAGUUGAAUGGUUAAGCCGAUGACAUUCAACGAGCCCCGCGAAACGUUAAUCCAGCCCUGAGUUGAAGUACUAAAAUAGUGUUUUCUUCCUGCAGGUUUCCUCACUGGUGCUUUACAGAACCACGCGCGUAAAUACAACCAGCCUAUCGAUCAACUCUCCUUCCGUUUCACGAUCCAGUCAAAAUACUGCAAUCAGGAGGAGUUCAGUGACAUGAUUGAGUCACGUGAUGAUGCCGCCAUUGAGGCGAACCUCCCUCCUCAUACUGAGGACGGAGUGUAUGUUCAUGGUUUAUUUUUAGAUGCAGCGAGAUGGGAUGAUGACGCGAUGGUGCUGGUGGACGCACUGCCGGCGGAAAUGAAUCCGGUACGUAAAUGCCCAUUUAUAUUACACAACUUUUGCCUAAAACUGUCGCCUGCAACCUGCUUACAACUUGAGUUGUACACUUGUACUGUGUAAAUCAACACAACUCGCCGACGUUGCCGUUGGUGAGUUGUCGUUUCUUGAAAUUCUGUCAAAUUUUAACUUCUAUUUUUCUACGGUUUUAUCAGCCAUUACCAAUAUUACACCUGGAACCACAGAUGAAUUUUGUUCCUGACAGUACGAAAUAUGUGUCUCCACUUUACAAGACCUCGGCUAGGGCUGGUGUUCUAUCUACGACAGGUAUGCUAUCUGCAUAUUAGCGUGAGCACAGACGGCUAUCUUCGUAUAGCUGGGUUUCAUUAGGCAUUACUAUCGUAUACCAGAUGUUGGUCAAUCUGCUGUUAUAAGAGUGAGAAAAUAAUGUGAAUUCUUUUCAUCUACUGAAACCUACCAUUGGGCGCUUCAUAUAAUGCUUAGCAUAAUGAAUGGAAUGUUCCAUCGUCUUUUCAUUCUUUUGAAGAUCUCGCUGUUCUCCAUGCCAUCCAGUCACGACCAGUGAUCGAAAUGUUCCAUUGUCUUUUCAUUGUUUUGAAGAUCCCACUGUUCUUCAUGCCAUCCAGUGAUCAGAAUGUUUCAUUGUCUUUUCAUUCUUUUGAAGAUCUCGCUGUUCUCCAUGUCAUCCAGUGAUCGAAAUGUUCCAUUGUCUUUUCAUUGUUUUGAAGAUCCCACUGUGCUCCAUGCCAUCCAGUGAUCAGAAUGUUUCAUUGUCUUUUCAUUCUUUUGAAGAUCUGACUGUUCUCCAUGUCAUCCAGUGAUCGAAAUGUUCCAUUGUCUUUUCAUUGUUUUGAAGAUCCCACUGUGCUCCAUGCCAUCCAGUGAUCAGAAUGUUUCAUUGUCUUUUCAUUCUUUUGAAGAUCUGACUGUUCUCCAUGUCAUCCAGUGAUCGAAAUGUUCCAUUGUCUUUUCAUUGUUUUGAAGAUCCCACUGUGCUCCAUGCCAUCCAGUGAUCAGAAUGUUUCAUUGUCUUUUCAUUCUUUUGAAGAUCUGACUGUUCUCCAUGUCAUCCAGUGAUCGAAAUGUUCCAUUGUCUUUUCAUUGUUUUGAAGAUCCCACUGUGCUCCAUGCCAUCCAGUGAUCAGAAUGUUUCAUUGUCUUUUCAUUCUUUUGAAGAUCUGACUGUUCUCCAUGUCAUCCAGUGAUCGAAAUGUUCCAUUGUCUUUUCAUUGUUUUGAAGAUCCCACUGUGCUCCAUGCCAUCCAGUGAUCAGAAUGUUUCAUUGUCUUUUCAUUCUUUUGAAGAUCUGACUGUUCUCCAUGUCAUCCAGUGAUCGAAAUGUUCCAUUGUCUUUUCAUUGUUUUGAAGAUAGCAACGUUUAACCAUAUGAAAGAUGUUUAUGUCUGUUGUUUUUGUCCACAGGUCAUUCAACAAAUUUUGUCAUUGCCGUUCAUCUGCCCUCGGAUAUGCCGUCAGAUUUCUGGAUAGCAAAAGGAACAGCCUUGUUAUGUCAGUUGAACGAUUGAGUCAGGUUUAAAUAUAUUGUAUAAAUAUGUAAAUCAAUUGUUGUAUAGUUGACUUGACUUUAGUGUGAGUCGAGAGUGUAAUAUAUCUCAUACAGUACGUAAGUUAUAUUUUUUAACAUAGAAAACAUUGAUAAUAUAUGUGAAGAUUUCGAUGUACAGUAACUUUCACUUUAUUACCGUAAUUGAAAAAAAUUGCAUCUAAUAUUAGCC